AUGAUACAUGGACCACGUGGAAUUUUAAAUCCCAAUUCUCCCUGCAUAAAAGAUGGUAUAUGCACACAAAAAUUUCCUAAGGAAUUUAAUCCCCACACUGUUGCAAUUUUUAAUGGUUAUCCACGCUAUAGGCGCGUCGAUAAUGGAAGAAUUGUCAAUAUAAAAGGUAAUCAAGUUGACAAUCGUUGGGUUGUACCUUAUAACCCAUGGCUUUCUAAAAAAUAUCAAGCGCACAUAAAUGUUGAAGCCUGCAUGACCAUAAAGUCAGUUAAGUAUUUAUAUAAGUACAUUUACAAAGGGCAUGACUGUGCCAAUGUGGUGAUAAAUGAGCAAGUUAACCAUGAUGAAAUAGACACGUUUUUAAAUUGUCGCUAUGUCUCAGCUCCAGAAGCAUUGUGGCGAAUAUUUGAGUAUUCUUUAAGUGAUAUGUCACAUAACAUCAUUCGACUUCAGGUUCAUCUGCCAGAUAAUCAGAUGAUAUAUUUUGUAGAAGGCGAAGAACAGGCAGCUUUAGACCGAGCAGCACAGCGUGACACUCACCUAACUGCAUGGUUUAAAUUAAAUGUUGAAAAUGAACAAGCCCGACACUAUCCAUAUGUUGAAAUUUCUUACCACUUUGUUUGUGGUAGCAAACAUUGUAAAUGGAAAGUUAGGCAAAGAGGUAGCAAUAAGGUGAUUGUUAGGAUGUAUAAAGUGAGUCCAAUAGGUGAAAUAUUUUAUCUUAGAAUGUUACUUUGGCAUGUUAGAGGUACAGUUUCUUUUGAAGAUUUGCGUACUGUUAAUGGUACAGUUUUUAAUACAUUCCGAGAAGCAUGUUCUCAAUUAGGUCUGUUACAAGACGACGCUGAAUGGAGAAAUACAUUAACUGAGGCUGCUGCAACUCAUUUGCUAAAUCAAAUUAGACAGUUGUUUUCCAUUAUUUUGACUUUCUGUGAACCUGAUGAUCCAUUAAAUCUUUGGAAUGCCUUUAAAGAUUUUAUGAUGGAGGAUUACAUUCACCAUUCCAUGCCACCAAUAAUUGCUGAGCAGGCAACUUUGCGUCAAAUUGAAUCUAUAAUUAAUCAGAACGUCCCACAAAAUGAAGAGGAAGAUGUUCAGGUUUUAAUUGAUGAAGCAAAUAGGGUUAGACCAUUGUUAAAUGAUAAUCAGCGUCAAAUUGCUGAUGCUAUCCUUUCUGCUCUUUGUGAGCAACCUAACAAUGAAAACAAGCAGUCUAGAUUGUUUUUUAUGGAUGGCCCUGCAGGUUGUGGUAAAACAUUUACAUACAAUUAUUUAAUCGCUGAAACCAGCAGUAGACAUAUUAUAACUGCAACAGCUGCAUGGACAGGAAUAGCUGCAACUCUUUUAAAAAAAGGAUGUACACUUCAUGGUUUGUUCAAACUUCCUGUGCCGAUUUUGGAAAAUAGCACAUGCAAUGUAACUCCAAAUUCUAUACACGGAAAAUUCUUAAGGCAAGUUAGCCUUUAUUUACUAGAUGAGGCAUCCAUGAUACCUAAACAUGCUUUAAAUGCCAUUGAUAAGUUACUUCAAGACGUUUGCAAUAGCAAGUUUCCUUUCGGUGGUAAAGUUAUUCUUAUGGGUGGGGAUUUUAGGCAAACACUUCCGGCCGAAGAAGAGGAAUUCUCUCAAUGGCUUUUAAAACUUGGUUGUGGAACAUUACCUUUAAAAGCAGAUGGUUCCUUUCGCGGGUGCAUUGAGAUUCCUGAGCAAUGCUUGCUUGGAGAAAAUGAACCUUUAGUAGACAAGAUUUUUGGAGUUGCAGAAGAAGAUGAUUAUGCUAAACGUGCCAUUUUGACACCCAAUAAUGUUGAUUCUUUAGCAAUAAAUGAAGAAGUUUUGGACCGUUUACCAGGUGUCGUUAAGGUUUAUUUAAGUGCUGAUUCUAUUGAAACAGAUUAUCUUAACGAAAUCAAUAAUUUUCCUGUUGAGUUUUUAAACAGUCUUACUCCAUCAGGAAUGCCUGUUCAUUGCCUAAAGCUAAAAAUUGGUGCUGUUAUAAUGUUACUUCGAAAUUUAGUUCUAAAAGCUGGACUUUGCAAUGGUACCCGAUUGAUAGUGCGUGCUCUACAAAAUAAUUACAUUGAUGGGCAAGUUCUAACAGGUGUUUCAGUUGGCAAGAGGGUAUUUGUCCCUCGGGUUCAGUUAACACAAUCUGAUUCAAAUUUACCUUUUACACUUAAGCGUCGUCAAUUUCCUGUAAGAUUAGCAUACUCAAUGACCAUGAAUAAAAGUCAACGUCAAACUUUUGACAAAAAUGGUUAUAUUUUGUAA
This is a messenger RNA of Hydra vulgaris (swiftwater hydra), 2271 nucleotides long. The record is from RefSeq and is a predicted model, not a curated record. Lineage: Eukaryota; Metazoa; Cnidaria; Hydrozoa; Anthoathecata; Hydridae.